GCCUCAUCUCCCCCUGCAUUCACCACGAUUACCAUCCCAAUUCCCUCCCUCUUAUCCACAGCGCUCCUCGUGCUCCUCACCGCCCUCACGUACAUCUUCAAACCCAAUCUCCGAAAAACCAUGUCUACAGAUGCUAACAUCGCUCAAUUCUGUGCUGUUACCGGUGCGAGCCAUCGGGAUGCCAAACGGUUUUUGGACAAAUACAAGAAACUUGACGUAGCCAUCGAUGCGUUUUUUGAUAAUCCCACACCACCACCGCCGACGUCGAAAGCUAAUAGUAGCACCCAACCGUCGACGAGCAAGUUGCAUGUGUUGUUUGAUAGGUAUAAAGACCCGGAUGAACAAGAUAUUACGGCGGAAGGCACGAUCAAGUUCUGUGCGGAUUUGGAUGUUAACCCAGAAGAUGUCGUUUUAUUGGCUGUUGCGUAUGAGCUCAAGUCUACCAGAUUGGCGGAGUGGAAUAAGAAGGGGUGGACAGAGGGAUGGAAGGGUUUAGGAUGCGACUCGAUACCAGCCAUGAAAGCCGUUUUACCUAGACUGCGCGAUAAAUUAGGCUCUGACCGCGCCUACUUCCGGAAAGUCUACCUCCACGCGUUUGAUUUUGCUAGAGCAGAGGGACAGAGAAGUCUUCCCAUCGACUCCGCCCAAGCAUUUUGGGCACUCCUCCUCCCACACGGCUUAUCAGGCGGCGCGUUGUCCCAUACACACUCCCCACUUUCCAUAACCUCUUCAUCCGGCUCUGGCUCCAGCUCCAUCUCUAAUUUCGGCUCACCGAGUAGAGAUAGAGACGGGGAUGUCUCGAUGGCUUCUGGAUCUCCGGGAGAGGGGUGGCAAGAGGAACAUACGACUUGGUGGUUCGAGUUCUUAUCGGAGAAGAAGGUGAAGGGGGUUAGUAAGGAUACUUGGUCGAUGUUCAUGGACUUUAUAACCUCCGUCGACUCCAAGUUCGAAACCUACAAUACCGAAGAAGCUUGGCCGACUCUCAUAGAUGAUUUUGUAGAGUGGGUGAGGAAGAGGAUUCAUGUCCCGAAACCGGAAGGAAAGAAUUCAUUCAGUUAGAUGGACAGCUGAGAGGGGUCGACUAACACACGAGCUUCUUUGGGUACACAAAUAAAAAUGUAUGUAUUUCGCUAUCGAAUGUUUAACGUUCAAACAUUGUGG
Marasmius oreades (fairy-ring Marasmius) is the source of this 1161-nucleotide messenger RNA. RefSeq lists its product as uncharacterized. Bases 121 to 1059 code for a protein of 312 amino acids. Gene Ontology annotation, molecular function: cullin family protein binding; ubiquitin conjugating enzyme binding; ubiquitin-like protein binding. Gene Ontology annotation, biological process: positive regulation of ubiquitin-protein transferase activity; protein neddylation. Gene Ontology annotation, cellular component: ubiquitin ligase complex. The transcript is spliced from 6 exons. The record is from RefSeq and is a predicted model, not a curated record. Lineage: Eukaryota; Fungi; Basidiomycota; Agaricomycetes; Agaricales; Marasmiaceae.